AUGAGAAUCCCGGCGCAGUUCCGUCGUCGACUGUUCUCCAGCGCAUCGGUGAAACAGUUCCAAGUAGAGAGCGUACUCUCGGCUCUCACUGAACCGAGUAGGCAGAAGACUCUUGUUCCAUCUACAACGCCUUCUCAUGUGUCCAAAUCGGACAAUUCCAAUCUGCUAAGUAUCUUUCUCUCCAUUGACUCCCAACGGACAUGUCAGAAGAAGAAUCCUCCUUCUUCCCUCGAAUCCUUCCUCGCGUAUGUUACCCCUACCGAUGUCUCUUCUCUCGAUCUUAACAUCGUAUUCAACGAAACCGUGUCCUGCUAUGCAUCUAUCCUCCACGUUUUGACUUCAUAUGGAAUCGCCUGCCACGUGCCUAAGACCCUCUUACUGAUGACAACGAUGUGCGGUUCGGUGCUAGACUCUUUGUUUGUCGUUGGUUUCUCUAGGACGUUCAAGUCUCAGCUCACUCCCAAAUGCUACAACGCCUUGUUGGAUCUUUUGGCUAGAUUCGAGCUGGUCCAUGAGAUGAAGCGAGUUUAUACAGAUAUGUUGGAGCAAGGUAUGGUGCUCUCUCGUGGCACUUACACACCUAAUAUGAUGAUCAAUGCGUAUUGCAAGCUUGGUUAUUUGCUCGAGGCUAGACAGUUUCUGUGUAAGAUGAUUCAAGCUGCUUUGGAGGUUUUCAAGGAGAUGGUUGAUCAUGGGUGUGCAAAGGGUUAUGAGAAUCUCAUUUUGGAGAGCUGUGAAAUCGGGAAUCUAGAAAUAGCAGAGAAGGUUUUGGAUCAGAUGCUCAAAGAGAAAACGCAUCCAAGUGAGAUGGUCUUUAAAGCGAUUCUUGGCUGUUGCUGCAAGCUGCAAAAGUACGAGGACGCGGUGAAGAUUCUGGAACAUGUUAUUCGAUGUGGUCACUCACCGCAGUUUGAGUAUUGCAAAAUGUUGGUUUGCGGGUUGUUUGAUAGAGGAGAUAAAGAGAGAGCAGAAUCAGUUAUUCAGAAGCUGCUUCGCUCUGGCUUCUACGAUGAUGAACUAGCUUUUGAAAACUGGCUUAUAUCUAGCACAAGUGAUUGA
Eutrema salsugineum is the source of this 1059-nucleotide messenger RNA. RefSeq names its product pentatricopeptide repeat-containing protein At5g65560-like. Gene Ontology annotation, molecular function: protein binding. The record is from RefSeq and is a predicted model, not a curated record. Lineage: Eukaryota; Viridiplantae; Streptophyta; Magnoliopsida; Brassicales; Brassicaceae. Bases 1 to 1059 code for a protein of 352 amino acids. The transcript is spliced from 2 exons.